GAUUCCAAUUAGUCCAUCAAGCUGAGCUAGCAGUCCAUGUGAUUAUCUGUCAACCCACAAUUCCCUUCUACUUUCCAGUGAGGAGUUUUGCUGUUCUUUGCUUACUUCCUUCUACUCUUCUACUUUCUUCUUAAUGUUCUUUGAUUUUAUUUCUUUCUAUAAAUAGAUUUUCUGAUCCAUAUUAAAAGUUUCCCUUCUUGUUUUGAUCACCUACCAAACAGAGAACAGGAUCAAGUAUACAUAAACUUCCCCAUAAUUCACUUUUUAUUCAUUCUUUUUCUCUUUAUACUUUCUGGAUUUUAGGAUCUGAACAUGGCAUCUGAAGUUCCUGUUUCUGAUUCUUCUGCUGUUGUCACUGAACUGGUUCAACUUCAACAGCAGCCAGCAGAUCAAAAAGAACUAGAAGUAACAAAGAAAAUAGAAGAGAAAAAACCAGAAGAGGAAAUUGAGCACUCAGACAUGCCUAAAACCCAAGAAGAGAUAAAGCAGGAUGUUGUUAUUGAUGAGGAAAAGCCGAGUGCUGAUGGGCCGGUGUCUGAAUCUGAUGCUGUUACAGAAGAGGAUCCCGAAAAGGUGCCUACAAGUGAAGUUCUGGUAGGAGCACAAAUUGAGGAGAUACCGGAAGUGGAGGCAGUCAAGGAAAAGAAUGAGGAAAAGGCGGUAGAAGUUGUCGAGGAAAAAGAAGGUGGGGAAGCACCCAAAGAAGAGGCUCGAGAAAUUGAUGUGGUGAAGGCACAAGAUGUUACAGAGGAGAGUCGAGAGAUUGGUGUUGUCGAAUCAUCAACUGAGGAUGUUCUGAAGACAGAAACAUCAGAAGUUAGUCCGGGGACAGAACCUUUGAUAGACAAUGUUGUUGAGAAGGCGGUUGAGGGAAGUGCAGAAGACAAAAGUCCUAUUGAAAAAACAGAACAUGUACCAGAUGUUGAGGAAGUAGCUGUUGAGGGUAUUAAAAAAGACAUAUUGAAAGAAGAAGAAAAGCCCGAAGAAGAAACUGUCUCUAAGGCGGCAGAAGUAGCUCAAGCGGUUCAAGAGGAAGUCGUGGAGGUGAAAGAUUUAGGUUCUACAGAUUACUCUAAGGAUGUAGAAGAGGAAAAGCAAGGGCCACCUUCUGAAGUCGAAGCAGUAGAGCCCGUUCAGGAGGAUGUCGAGGAAUCAAAACAGGAGUCGCCUUCUCAAGUCGAAGCAGCUCAACCCGUUCAGGAGGAUGUAGUGGAAGUGAAGGAUUUAGCCUCGACAGAUUACCUCACGAAUGUUGAGGAAUUAAAACAGGAUUCGCCUUCUCAAGUCGAAGAAGUUCAACCAGUUCAGGAGGAUGUAGUUGAAGUGAAGGAUUUGGCCUCGACAGAUUACCCCAAGAAUGUCGAGGAAUCAGAACAGGAGUCGCUUUCUCAAGUCGAAGAAGCUCAACCCAUUCAGGAGGAUGUAGUUGAAGUGAAGGAUUUAGCUUCCAUAGAUUACCCCAAGAAUGUCGAGGAAUCAAAAGAGGAUUCACCUUCUCAAGUCGAAGCAGCUCAACCCGUUCAGGAGGAUGCAGUGGAAGUGAAGGAUUUAGCCUCGACAGAUUACCCCACGAAUGUCGAGGAAUCAAAACAGGAGUCGCCUUCUCAAGUCGAAGCAGAUGUAGUUGAAGUGAAGGAUUUAUCCUCCAUAGAUUACCCCAAGAAUGUCGAGGAAUCAAAACAGGACUCGCCUUCUCAAGUUGAAGAAGUUCAACCAGUUCAGGAGGAUGUAGUGGAAGUGAAGGAUUUAGCCUCGACAGAUUACCCCACGAAUGUCGAGGAAUCAAAACAGAACCCACCUUCUGAAGUCGAAGCAGUUCAACCCGUUCAGGAGGAUGUAGUGGAAGUGAAGGAUUUAGCCUCCAUCAAUUACCCCAAGAAUGUCGAGGAAUCAAAAGAGGACUCAGCUUCUCAAAUGGAAGCAGUUCAACAAGCUCAGGAGGAUGUAGUAGAUGUGAAGAAUGUCGAGGAAUCAAAGCUAGAGCCGCCUUCUCUGCAGGCAGACGAGAAAGUGAAUGAGCAGCCUAACGAAGCACCAAAAGUCAAGGACACAAAGCAGGAAGACGUUGCUGAGGAUAAGAUACAAAGUCCGAGUAUAGGGACUGAGACCGAGAAAAAGGAAGAAAAUGGCGAAGUUACUAAACGGGCAAGUUUAGGAGACAUGAUCAAAGAAGAGAAUAAAGCUCAUCAAACUGAAGAAGUUUCCGAACAAGUGAAAGACGAUCAAAAUGAUCAAACCCAAGAAAAAGAAGAAUCAACACAAACCAAAGAAGUGGUUGAAAAAACUUGCGAUGUUGAGGUAAUUCCUCCUCCAGAGGAGAAAUCCGCGGCUACUCUUACUGAGGCGGAGAAAAAUGGACAUACAGAGGAAGUCACGAAAGAAGAAGGAGUCGUAACAAAGGAAGAUGAUGCAAAGGUGGAAGAGAAAAGUAAAGACGAAGUUGUAACAAAACCCGCGUCCAAGACUAUCUUAUCUAAGAUGAAGAGCUCACUUGUUAAAGCAAAGAAGGCGAUUAUUGGGAAAUCGCCAUCCUCUAAGACAAUCACAAGUGAUGCAAGUAAGGGUGAUUUGUAAGUUGAAUUUGAAGCUCUUUUGAAUUUUGUGUAUCAUAUUUUUGGUAUUGUUAUGGUGUUUGUGAUUGGCAUUUGUGGAUUCGUUUCUGUUUGUUUUGUGAUUCAUAGAAUGUGAAUACACAGAAGGGUAUAGGUUUGAGGUUUUGUGAACUUCAUGAUUUCAUUUCACUUGGUUUAAUUUGUUGUUUUAUUGAUCAAGAAUCUUAUUAUUAGUAUUAAUGGUAUUUGUUCAAGAGUAUGUAUGAACUAACAAAUGUUUGUUUCUUUC
Molecule: messenger RNA, 2841 nt
Organism: Amaranthus tricolor (Joseph's coat)
Lineage: Eukaryota; Viridiplantae; Streptophyta; Magnoliopsida; Caryophyllales; Amaranthaceae
Exons: 2
Coding region: 313-2574 (753 amino acids)
Source: RefSeq, a predicted model, not a curated record